Molecule: messenger RNA, 1874 nt
Organism: Papaver somniferum (opium poppy)
Lineage: Eukaryota; Viridiplantae; Streptophyta; Magnoliopsida; Ranunculales; Papaveraceae
Product: eukaryotic initiation factor 4A-1
Exons: 5
Coding region: 160-1404 (414 amino acids)
Biological process (GO): cytoplasmic translational initiation
Cellular component (GO): cytoplasmic stress granule
Molecular function (GO): ATP binding; RNA helicase activity; translation initiation factor activity
Source: RefSeq, a predicted model, not a curated record
CUUUAAGCAUUAGAUACGACGAGACCGCUACUCCUUUUUCGUUAUUCUAUCAUCUCUUUGCGUUUCUCUGAAACGCAAUUUGUGAAACCCUAACCCUAAAACGCGCACACACAGCUCCCUCUUUUCGAUCUCUCUACUCACUCACUCACUCUUCAAGUCAUGGCAGGACUCGCUCCAGAAGGCUCACAAUUCGAUGCUCGUCAUUAUGAUUCCAAAAUGUCUGAAAUACUUCAAGCUGAAGGAGGACAAGAUUUCUUUACUUCAUACGAUGAGGUUUUUGAGAGCUUUGACUCAAUGGGCCUCCAAGAGAAUCUUUUGAGGGGGAUAUAUGCAUAUGGUUUUGAGAAGCCCUCAGCUAUUCAACAAAGGGGUAUUGUCCCAUUUACCAAGGGUCUUGAUGUCAUCCAGCAGGCACAAUCUGGAACUGGAAAGACUGCUACUUUCUGCUCUGGAAUUCUACAGCAGCUUGAUUAUACCAUGGUUGAAUGCCAGGCUUUGGUUUUGGCACCAACUAGGGAGCUUGCACAACAGAUCGAAAAGGUCAUGCGUGCUCUAGGUGAUUAUCUUGGUGUGAAAGUUCAUGCUUGUGUUGGUGGAACCAGUGUCCGUGAGGAUCAGCGUAUUCUUUCCAGUGGAGUUCAUGUUGUCGUCGGAACUCCUGGACGUGUGUUUGACAUGUUGCGAAGACAAGCACUUCGUGCUGAUUGCAUUAAGAUGUUUGUUCUGGAUGAAGCUGAUGAGAUGCUUUCACGUGGUUUCAAGGACCAGAUCUAUGACAUUUUCCAGCUCCUUCCUUCUAAAGUCCAGGUUGGAGUGUUCUCUGCCACCAUGCCACCUGAGGCCCUUGAGAUAACCAGAAAGUUCAUGGACAAACCUGUUAGGAUUCUGGUUAAGCGUGAUGAACUCACCCUUGAGGGUAUUAAGCAGUUUUAUGUUAAUGUUGAGAAAGAAGAAUGGAAGCUUGAGACACUCUGUGAUCUCUAUGAAACUCUGGCCAUCACCCAGAGUGUUAUCUUCGUUAACACCCGACGUAAGGUUGACUGGCUUACUGACAAGAUGAGGAGCCGUGACCAUACCGUCUCUGCAACCCAUGGAGACAUGGACCAAAAUACCAGAGAUAUUAUCAUGCGUGAAUUCCGAUCUGGGUCCUCACGUGUCCUCAUCACUACUGAUCUUCUUGCUCGUGGUAUUGAUGUUCAGCAAGUUUCAUUGGUCAUCAACUAUGAUCUUCCUACUCAACCAGAAAAUUACCUUCAUCGUAUUGGACGUAGUGGUCGAUUUGGAAGGAAGGGUGUUGCUAUUAACUUUGUGACUAAAGAUGAUGAGAGGAUGCUUUUUGAUAUCCAGAAGUUCUAUAACGUGGUCAUUGAGGAACUUCCAUCGAACGUCGCAGAUCUCCUGUAAUUGAAUUGAUGAUGAUGAAGACGUGUUUAGUUCCUUGGCUUUUAUUGACAAUGAUGGUGGUGAAGGGAACUUUUAUCUAUUUGGUAAGAAGUGGUAUUUAAUGUUUUUUUCUUUAUAGGUUAUCUACUUUUUUUGUCCGUAAUCUAGGAUAUAUGGUCGAACUUGCCUGACUAUCUCGUGAUUUGGGUACUGCACAUUUGCUCAAUGGAAACCGGGCAUGGCCCCGAUAUUUUGGUGUGGGUGUGUUGGGCAUCCAUUUUUGCAAAUUUUGUUGCAGGUAGGGUUUUGUAAUCUUAAGUGUCUGGUAAAAACUACCCAAAUGAAGGUAGUUUUGGAUUUGGGUUUCACUCUGUUUGUUUGGGGUUAUUUGUGUCUUUUUUUUUGUCUCUUUUUAUGAUUAAGAGAGAAUACUAUGUAGAAUGAAAACCAUGAUUUGUUAAUUUAUGUCAGAUCCCUCUGACUAUUACCUA